GCCACGGAAAAGAGAUGGUGGCGCCAGUGCUACCUGCACGGCAAACAAAUGCCUUCGAGCCACCGCCAUCCUCGAUGCUGGCCACACAUGUGGUUCACGGCAAUGGAGUUCCUGAUUUUGACUUGGACAGUUUCAAUCAACUGCUGGCAGAGGCGCUCGGAUCAGACGAACAUGGCCAACCCAACCUUGGAGCAGACGUCGCUGUCAACCACAAGUUGAUACGAAUCAUAUUCCAAGUUGGUAUCGAGCAAACUCUUGACGAGAAUCCGUUUCAGUCUGCAGUCGCUGGAGGUAAGGCCACCUCUCAGCUCAAAACAUGUCUCGAAGUCCUUCAACUCGCAAUCGAGAGAUCUCCACACGUGCUCUUCGUCAAGUCACAAGACAGCGGUAUCCCAGGGCAAGAAGCCCUGUUGUAUACUUGGCUCAUUCCCAGACUUUUCCCUUUGAUCAACCAUGAUGAGCUUCAAGACCCGGUUCUACAACUUUUUAAUGUCAUGCUCGAGGGUGAUCGCAAAUGCACCACCACUGAUGUAUGGCGCCAGAUCUGGGAGUACAUGAGGAGCGUCGCUGCUGGCCUUCUUGCGAUUGCGACUACGGGGAACAUCCAUCCUCAAAGGCCUAUUUUCAUUACCACAGACGAUGUUGAUGCCACGAGCACUACGAUAUUCUCAUUUCUUAACAUUGUUCCGAACCUCAAGUUUCCCUCUUUCUACCAUCUUCUCACAUGCAUAGCCCGACUCCUGCGAUUGCUGUCGACUCAAUCGAACUCACUUCAGCGCCGGUUCCAAUCCCGCAAGCUCAUUGCUCGAUUCCGUGAUUUUGUUGACGAUGUUCAAGAUCUUCUCUUGGAGGAGAACCAGACGGACAUACUAUCGCACGAGAUACGCGCGCUGAGCGUGCACCCACUCCGAUCACCAACUCCGCCGUUGUCGGAAGCUUGGCCAGACACUGAUCGCGCCAGGAAGCGCCCUCGGCUAUCAACAGAGAAUGAAGAUGACCUUACAGACACGGCUCAUCGGAGUGCUGCUCGCAGUGUUACGUUGCACUUGACCGGACGUGCACAAUCAGACCUGGACGGCAUGAGCAAGACGGCCUCAGGUCAUUUCCAACAACUUUCAGAAGCCGAGAUGUGUUCCGGACUGGAGUUAUUGGGCGCCGGUGCCUGUAAGCUGGCCGGUGUGGAAGCGUGGUGCUCUCUCUGCGACGAAGACAGCUCUCCUGCCGAUUCGAUUGUCGAGAUCCCUACGUGUUCUGGCGAAGAGUUACUGAAGACUCUAGUCGCCCUCGUUCAAGUAAUUCCCCGCCAGUCAAAGGCUCGAAUAGUGGCAAUGUCUGCCCUUCGUCGGAUUUUGAUACACACAGACAACGCUGCAGACUUAAAGUUACGGGAAACACCUGCUGGUGACUGGUGCUUACAAUCUCUCAAAAGUUCUUCUCGAGAUCUUCGGAUUGUUGCGACUAAAACACUUCAAGCCUAUCUCAUGAGAAUGAAGAUGGUGGACGCGGCGAUAACGCGCGACAACAGAAUUACGGCUCUCGAUUUCCUGCAGGCAAUUUGGCAAAAGGGUGAAAUUGCUCUACAAGAGACAUGCGUUCUUGCACUCCGCCGUCUCGCUCAAGUCGUUGGUGACGAAGAGUUGAACAUCAUCCUUGUCCGACUCGUUGACUAUCUGGGUCACGCCAACCCCUAUAUCACUGGUGUUGUGUAUACGGAAAUUCAGCACCUGUCACAGUCUAUGCAGAUAUCUGUGUGGGUACUCUUUAGGCCGUUCUGGCGUACAUUGGGAGUAGUCUUUGCAAAAUCAUUGUCAUCCAGACCAAACAUGGCCCGUCAUUUGUGCGAUCUACUGGGGAUGGAUAUCACUGGAUUAAUGAGCCACACCACUGAAUACGCUUUGCCAUACUUGACAUUACAUGGAGAUAUCGAGACGAUCAGACGAUUCGCAGCUGCGAGUGGACCAUCAACCACCAUCUUCGAGCUGUGUACCCAGAGGAAAAACCUAGUCGCCAUCCUCUCGUUUCUGCUUAUCCAACCUUUUCCAGAUGCAGAACAAUCUAUCGUUUCGACACUGUCCCGAGUUUCUGACGAGUUCGAAAAGACAGACCUUGCGGACUGGGUGGCUCAUGACCCAAUCCACAUUACGUGCGAGCUACUCAAAGCUAUCGGAGAUAGUGGCCAAGGCAAGUCGUCCCGAAUCUACCAGGCUCUUCAGCUCCUGGCACAACUAGUGGCGCGCCAACGUGGACAGUCCUCCGGGUCGCGACGAAAUGACAAUAUUGGCACGUUCCUGGAGAAUAAUGUUCUUGCAAUCGUCACUCACUUCACCGUUCUCUUGAACGACCUAGAAGCCAAGGAGUCCAAAGUUGAGAAACGCAGAUGUCUUUCUGCGCUGGGAGAGGUUGUUAAGCUUGGAAAGGGUCGAGUUGUUCGUGGGCUUCCCCAAAUCUGUGCUUGCCUGCGAUCUGGGCUUGACGACCGAGAUUUAUGCGAUGCUGCAUUCUCUUCCUGGGCUGUCAUGAUAAAAUCACUGAAAAGAGAUGUUCUUGAAUCACUAGUUGAUCAGACUUUAGCCAUCAUUGUUCAGAAGUGGAACAUUCUCGACGAUUCUUCGCAGCAACAAGCAUAUGAUCUGGUCGGCCAUUUGCUCAAAGAUCACACUGACCUGGUCCGUGAGCGCUUCGCUACCAUGCCAUCCUUGGCAUCGAUACCGCUCAUGGCGAAAUUCGAAAGCGAGAUCAUGGCUUUGAAACGACAAAUGGAUGAAAGACAUCAACUUAGUGCCUAUGUCGACAGAUUACAAGACGAAAAUGUCGCGGUUGUUGAACAAGCUUUGGAUGAAUUGACACCACUUUUGGCCGAAAAACAAGAUCUGCUGCAACGCUCAAUACUAAGAGAACAACCGGAUGAAUUGGUUGCGAAUUUGACUCGAGCACUCCUCAACUGCUGUGUCAGAUACAGCACGAGCACUGAAGUGACAAGACAAUGUGGUCGGUGUCUGAGUCGUAUAGGCUGUUUCGACCCAAGCAAGAUUGAGAAUGUGGUAGAUCGCACACCUAUCAUUGUUUUGGCUAAUUUUGGGAAGGCUGACGAGGUCAUUGGUUGGAUAUUCUCCUUCCUACAGCAUGUACUGGUCAAGGCAUUCUUAUCCGCAACUACCACAAGAGCACAGGGCUUUUUGGGCUGGGCGAUGCAGGAAUAUCUCAAGUCUUGCGAACAAGAAAAUCCUUCCCAUGCUGGACCCGGUAAUCUCGCCUCGCGUCUUUGGGAUGAGCUCCCAGAUUCUGUACAGAACACGUUGACACCAUUUCUCAAUUCCAAAUACCUUGUCCAAGAAGUCCGCCCGCCCGAGAAGAGCCAGUACCCAUUAUACGCACCAGGUAUGAAGCACCGAGACUGGCUGCGUACGAUCACCCUAGACUUUCUCCACCGGGGGUCUGGAGAGAACAUUGACAUAGUUUUCGGAAUUGCCUGUCGCAUCAUCCACGGCCAAGACACGUCGAUCCCAGCCUUCCUACUACCAUAUACCGUUGUUAACCUGAUCGUCAGCGGUAUCGAACAAAACAGCCGUGACAUCGUUUCUGAAAUCACCUCAAUUCUCAGUAUACCCCUGGAGACUCAAGACCGGCGCGUGCAAGAUGACAUCAAGCUCUGUAGUCAAACAGUGUUUGAAAUCCUUGAUUACAUGUCUACCUGGCAUCAGCAGAAACGAAAGCGAUAUUCUGUCGGACUAGCCAAGGCACAACGUGGCCAGACAGACUUAUUACUCGGAGCUGCGGCAGAACAAAUUCGAAGCAUCGAACGAGUGUUGGAACAGAUCCCUCCCGAUAUCUUAGCCAGAAGAGCUCUGGAGUGUAGAUCCUAUGCUAGAGCACUUUUCCAUUGGGAACAGCACAUCCGCAAACUAAAAACUGAUGACAUGCAAUAUGAGCUUCAGAGGCUGCAAGAGAUCUAUGCUCAGAUUGACGAACCAGACGGAAUAGAAGGCAUUUCGUCCCGCAUGCACGUACUCGAUAUCGAUCAGCAAGUGCUGGAACAUAAGAAAGCAGGGCGAUGGACGGCUGCCCAAAGCUGGUAUGAGAUGCAAUUGGUCACUCACCCUGAUGACACCGAAGUGCAGAAAAACCUCAUGGACUGCCUUAAAGAAUCCGGACAAUAUGAUAUCCUGCUCCAUCAUUUCGAUGAAAUCAGAAACCGUAGCAAGACAACCCCAGAGGCGCUCACUCCAUAUGCAAUGGAGGCGGCUUGGUCCAGCGGGCAGUGGACGCGACUCUCUAGCUACAUUUCCUCUCUCACUGGUCACGACUUUGCCUCACAUCUCGGUGAGAUCAUGGUGUCAAUUCAUGAGAAUGAUAAAAUGAGGGCUCUUGGCCUUGUUGACGAGUUGUAUGGCGCAACAGCAGCUGAGCUCACGCCUAGUUCCAUAGCCUCAUUCCAAGCUGGGCAUGAUACCCUUCUGAGGCUGCAUGUGCUAAGCGAAGUCCAAGUCAUCGCGGGAAGUCUCCCAGAAGACCGCACAGCAGUCUUGGAGAACUUGAGAGGUCGUCUAGACAUUCUGGGAUCAAAUGUGGUCGACAAACAAUACCUCCUCGGCAUCCGGCGUGCCGUGAUGUCUUUGCGUCCUGAUAUGUUCACUACAGGAGACGUUGCUGCUGCCUGGCUCAACACUGCCCAGCUGGCACGCAAGGCGAGGUUGAAUGGACAAGCUUUUAACGCGGUGCUGAAAGCAUCUGCACUGGGCGAUAAGGCGGCGUCAAUACAGCAAGCCAAACUUAUGUGGACCGAAGGCCACCAUAGGAAAGCAAUUCAAAUGCUUGAAGGAGCGAUCGAAUCAGGCACAUUUUCCGGCGAUGACUAUGUCAUUGAGAAUGGCUCGGUCACACAGCGUCCUCAGAACCAGAUCAAGGCCAAGGCGUAUGUGUUGCUGGGAAAGUGGCUUGAUCAGGCUGGGCAAACGCAGUCAGAUGUCAUUAGACUGACAUUCCGCGAGGCCAUAAAUCAGUUCAGGAAAUCACAGGGCGCUUACUAUCACCUCGGGCGCUUCUACAACAAAAUUCUGGAUUCAGAGAAGACCAUGCCCCCGGGCAAGGAGAGUCAGGCAUUCCUUACCGGUGAAACUGCGAAACUCGUCAUAGAGAACUAUCUCCGGUCCUUGGGAAACGGCAGCAAGUACGUCUUUCAGACACUGCCUAAAGUUCUGACCUUGUGGCUAGAGCUGGUCGACGGUGCGGAAAUACCUCAUGAUCCUCGACGUGGAAACGCCCAAUUCCACACACACAAUGCAACCCAACGAAAGCGAGUUAUUGACGAAACAAAUACCCAAAUCAAGAAAUACAUUGGCGUUAUACAGGCAGUACUUUUCUACACCGUGCUCCCUCAGGUUGUGGCAAGAAUCUGCCACGGAAACAAGGCCGUCUCUGAACUGCUCGGCACGAUCAUCGUAAAGGUGGUAAGAGCCUUUCCGCAACAAGCAUAUUGGUCACUUCUGGCCGUGGUUGAAUCUCAGCAGAAGGAACGGGCUCUGAAGGGGCUCGAGCUCGUUCGAAAGAUUUGUUCGGAGAAGAAGGAUGACAAGGACCGGGACAAGAGAGUGCUUUCUCCCAGCGAGCUUCGAAGCAUGUUCAACAGCGGACAGAAGUUUGUGAAGGAGCUGCUUCGCAUCGCAGAGUUCCCCAUCGAAGGCAAGGUGUCGAAGGUCAGUCUCGCACGAGAUCUGGGCUUCAACAGCAAGAUUGCCCCAUCGAAGCUCGUGGUGCCCAUCCAAGCCUGUCUGAUACCCAGUAUGCCGACCAACUUCGAAUCCGCCGCUCUCAAGGCGUUCAGACCGUUCUCAAAAGAGCCCAUUACGAUCUCAUCGUUCGUGGACGAAGCCUUGGUCCUUUCCUCCCUCCAGAAACCACGAAAACUCACCAUCAGAGGCUCAGACGGGAUUCUAUACAAUGUCCUCGCGAAACCAAAGGAUGAUCUCCGCAAGGACCAACGGCUGAUGGAGUUUAACACGAUGAUCAACCGAUUCCUGAAGCGCGACGUCGACGCGGCGAAACGACGUCUCUACAUCCGGACGUACGCCGUCAUCCCCCUGAACGAAGAGUGCGGUCUGAUCGAAUGGGUCGACAACCUGAAGACGUUCCGCGACAUCGUCCUCAAGCUGUACAAGGACAAAUCCAUCCAGCCCAACUACGUCGACAUCCGCGGUCUCUUGGACGAGGCGUCCUCCGGCGACCCGGACAAGGUCAAGAUCUUCCCGACAAAGGUCCUGACGAAAUUCCCGCCCGUCUUCCACGAGUGGUUCGUGGAGAGCUUCCCGGACCCGAGCGCCUGGUUCGACGCGAGGUUGCGGUACACGCGCAGCGCGGCCGUCAUGUCCAUCGUCGGCCACGUGUUGGGGUUGGGCGACCGACACGGCGAGAACAUCCUCUUUGAGGAGGACAACGGCGGCGUCAUGCACGUCGACUUCAACUGUCUCUUCGACAAGGGCCUCACGUUCGAAAAGCCCGAGAUGGUCCCGUUCCGCCUGACCCACAACAUGGUCGACGCCAUGGGCACGUACCGCUACGAGGGGCCCUUCCGGCGGUGCUGCGAAAUCACGCUGGGCCUGCUGCGUGGGAACGAGGACGCCCUGAUGACGAUCCUGGAGACUUUCCUGCACGACCCCACCACCGACUUCAUCGACAAGGUCGGGCGGAAGAAGAAGAGCGUCAACGGCGUGCCGAGCACUCCCGUCGAGGUGCUGGACGGGGUCAGGGGGAAAGUCAGGGGCAUGUUGCCCGGCGAGAGCGUGCCGCUUAGUGUGGGCGGCUACGUCCAGGAGAUGAUCACGCGCGCCACCGACAUGAAGAACCUGUCCAAGAUGUAUAUCGGGUGGUGUGCGUUCUUUUGAGCAAAAGUUGCGACCACGUCUCUGGCCCGGUGCCUUGAAAUUUGUGCCCGGUGGGCUUGCUUUUGCAAGGUCUACGCGUCGAAAAUUCAAACGCUCCAUCGCAUUGACAUCAUCAUAGCUAUGAAGGUUUAGGUUGACUCGCAUGAAAUUGAUACUCGAUAUAUAUCGUAUCCGUACUAGCCCUUGACAGGUGACGAA
This is a messenger RNA of Exophiala oligosperma, 7076 nucleotides long. RefSeq lists its product as uncharacterized. Gene Ontology annotation, cellular component: nucleus. Gene Ontology annotation, biological process: DNA damage checkpoint signaling; telomere maintenance; protein phosphorylation. The coding region runs from base 15 to 6878 and encodes 2287 amino acids. The transcript is spliced from 2 exons. Gene Ontology annotation, molecular function: protein binding; protein serine/threonine kinase activity. NCBI's taxonomy places the organism in Eukaryota, Fungi, Ascomycota, Eurotiomycetes, Chaetothyriales, Herpotrichiellaceae. The record is from RefSeq and is a predicted model, not a curated record.